GGUAGUUACAAAUAUUGUUGAUACAAUUUCACAAUCACAGUUUGAUUCAGCAGUCAUUAACAAGUUUGUGCCGUUUUGUUACACGUUCUUUCUGUAUUUUUAUCUAAAUACUGUGUAAAAAUUAAAAUAAAGGUAAAAAAUUGAUGACAUUAUUCUAUAAUACAUGCAUUGAUAGUACAAUUUGUGGAAAAGUGUAAAUUAAAGGAGAUGUGACCUCGUCAUAAUGAUCAGCUUGAUUGAAGCGCGAUGCAUAGUUUGCCGUCUAAUAUUCUGCUGUGGUGACUGUCGUAGGAAGCACGAAGAAAACACUCACGGCCUAACUUACGACUGCUCAAUUUGCCGCGGAAAUAGAUUCCUUUGUAAGCCCGAACUACUGAACGAAGACUUUGUCCUACACCUAACAGAACACCUACCGUUACAGUGCAAGAAGUGCAACAAACUCUUUACUAAAAUGGAAGAUUUAACUGACAUUGAAAAAUGUUCUACUAUUUCUGAAUUAAUUGAAUCUAAUGUUGAAGAUAAAAAGGAAGAAGACCUGGAAGAAAAAUUCGAUUCUUUAUACGAGAAAGUCAACAGCGAUGGGGAGAAUUUCGAAGCUAUUGUAUUAAUUAAUAAUUCAACUAAAACAGCCAUUAUAACACCUAUUGUACGAAAUAAAGGACUAGUGGAUUACGAAUCUAGCGAUGCCGAAUGGGAAGACAGUCCCAAACAGGCUGUAGCAACUCCUCAUCCUAAAAUGAAUCCCACAAGUACAUUCAAGCGCGCUGCCACUCCUCAUAUUAGAAAAUUACUUGUCCGACAGAAGCACGUUGAAAUAGACGAUUAUACGCCAAAUCAAGAUAAUUACAAAGAGUCUCCUGUUAACGGUAAAACGCCUUUGCGGAAUAAUAACCUUGAAAUUCCAGAACCUGAUCAGAAGAUGACCACUCCAACAUCUCAGCUGCCACAUGUCCUGAAGUUAGCGGAGGCGGUGACGACCAGCACUCCCACACACCCUGGAGCCUGGUCCAUGUUCACAGGCCCUGGCACCGAGUCUCCGUUGUCUGAGAUAGAACAGACUGGUAGCCCGGCUGGGAGCAUUGAUAUAGAGCCAUCUCGAACUGAUGAGAGUAACCAGCCAAAACUCAAAGGUAUAAUCAGUCGCGUCAAGCUUGGCACUCAGGAUAGUUCAGAGAAGCAGGUCACGUUCCAGGACAGCGAUCACUUGGUAGAAUCAUCCGUUAAAUCUAAGAGAGUGAAGUUUGCUGAGGACACUAUAUUUAAACCAGAGCCUGGAAUUAAACGAGUUUUUAAGAAACCGCGUCGAAUGCUAACUCCGGGACGGCAGCGACCAAAAAUAUCCCACAACCCUCGCUUCCAAGCACUGAUCAACCGCUUUGAAUGCCAAAGGCUAUCGUUAACGCAGACUCCUGUCAUCAAAAAAGAUGAACAGUCCAUAGAGAGCACCCCACCGGGACACAGCCUAGCCAGAGCAAUAAACUUCAAAGAUGACAGCCCAACAGUGGAAUCAGAGACACAAUCUAAAGAGGCGAAUGAAUUAUUCAAAACUUGCGUCGACUCCCCGGCGCCCAUGAACAACGCAAUAACAUCCCUGACCACAAACAUAGCGGGCACUCUCCAAACAUGCCUCACCUCAGUCUUACGGUCCACUGAUGAGGAAACUGAGAUACAAUUCAAAUUCGUUAUCUCAAAAAAGAAAGUGAGUGUGAACAGGAUAGCAGAUAACGGUAAUCUUGAGAAUUGCACUGAAAUCGAGAGGGGGGAGCAGUCCAAUAAGGAGAACAUUUGGUCGACCGUUGCUAAGGCUGUCAAAAAUGUUUUCUGGGGCAAUCAAGAUAAUCGCUCUAAUGAAGCUACACCUUACAGUUCGAUCGCUUCCAACGAUACCACCUCAUCAUCGGCUUCGAAGAGAAAAUUCGAGGAGAUGUCAGACUCGGAGUUGAGCCCACUCAACCACAAACGCCACAAGUACGAGGGCCGGAUCAGAGGAAGACCACCCCUCAACAGGCUCAGGACUUGCAGCGUCUCAUGCUUGAGGAGUUCCCAUUCCGCUGAACAGCAUUCCAUGCUGAAAGAGCUGUCUAUGUUUCAAGAGGAUCAAAAUAUGAAUUGUAGCUUCUAGUACCUACCGAGAACAAAAAUUUUAUUGAUUUUUUAAAAGAUUAGAUUUGUCUAUAGUCAAGUAGGCCAUAUUGAUUUUUCAUGAAAAAUUAUUGUAUAAGAAAAAAAAACACAUAUAAAUAAUUUAAAUAUUUUUUCACGAUAAACUUUCAAAAAGUGAUCGUGCACACAAAGGGAUGAAUAAUUUUCCACGAUUAUUAAUAAUGUUUGUUUAGUUAAUUUGAACAAUCAAUAAUAAUAAAUUAAUUAGUUUUAAUUAUUAUGAUGUUUAAAAAAGUAAUUAGGUAAAUUAUUAUUAUCAGACAAGCAAGAAUAUGAUAUUUUUUAUUUUCUUUGAGAUUUGUAAUUUAAUUGAUUUAAUUUAAUUAAUAUAAAAUAAAAGUUAUGAAAUUGUA
Molecule: messenger RNA, 2516 nt
Organism: Bicyclus anynana (squinting bush brown)
Lineage: Eukaryota; Metazoa; Arthropoda; Insecta; Lepidoptera; Nymphalidae
Exons: 6
Coding region: 224-2122 (632 amino acids)
Source: RefSeq, a predicted model, not a curated record